Messenger RNA from Budorcas taxicolor (takin), 1050 nucleotides. RefSeq names its product gastrulation brain homeobox 2 (gene GBX2). Bases 1 to 1050 code for a protein of 349 amino acids. Gene Ontology annotation, molecular function: DNA-binding transcription factor activity, RNA polymerase II-specific; RNA polymerase II transcription regulatory region sequence-specific DNA binding. The record is from RefSeq and is a predicted model, not a curated record. The transcript has 2 exons. NCBI's taxonomy places the organism in Eukaryota, Metazoa, Chordata, Mammalia, Artiodactyla, Bovidae. Gene Ontology annotation, cellular component: nucleus. Gene Ontology annotation, biological process: regulation of transcription by RNA polymerase II; regulation of nervous system development.
AUGAGCGCAGCGUUCCCGCCGUCGCUGAUGAUGAUGCAGCGCCCGCUGGGGAGUAGCACCGCCUUCAGCAUAGACUCGCUGAUCGGAAGCCCGCCGCAGCCCAGCCCCGGCCAUUUCGUCUACACCGGCUACCCAAUGUUCAUGCCCUACCGGCCGGUGGUGCUGCCGCCGCCGCCGCCGCCGCCGCCCGCGCUCCCCCAGGCCGCGCUGCAGCCGGCGCUGCCGCCCGCGCACCCGCACCACCAGAUCCCCAGCCUGCCCACCGGCUUCUGCUCCAGCUUGGCCCAGGGCAUGGCGCUCACCUCCACGCUCAUGGCCACGCUGCCCGGCGGCUUCUCGGCGUCCCCCCAGCACCAGGAGGCGGCCGCCGCCCGGAAGUUCGCGCCGCAGCAGCUGCCCGGCGGCGGCGGCAACUUCGACAAGGCGGAGGCGCUGCAAGCCGACUCGGAGGACGGCAAAGGCUUCUUGGCAAAGGAGGGCUCGCUGCUGGCCUUCUCCGCGGCCGAGGCUGUGCAGGCGUCGCUCGUCGGGGCUGUCAGAGGGCAAGGGAAAGACGAGUCAAAGGUGGAAGACGACCCGAAGGGCAAGGAGGAGAGCUUCUCGCUGGAGAGCGAUCUGGACUACAGCUCGGAUGACAAUCUGACUGGCCAGGCGGCUCACAAGGAGGAGGACCCCGGCCACGCGCUGGAGGAGACCCCGCCGAGCGGCGGCGCCGCGGGCAGCACCACGUCCACGGGCAAGAACCGGCGGCGGCGGACUGCCUUCACCAGCGAGCAGCUCCUGGAGCUGGAGAAGGAGUUCCACUGCAAAAAGUACCUCUCGCUGACCGAGCGCUCGCAGAUCGCGCACGCCCUCAAACUCAGCGAGGUGCAGGUGAAAAUCUGGUUCCAGAACCGCCGGGCCAAGUGGAAACGCGUGAAGGCCGGCAAUGCCAAUUCCAAGACAGGGGAGCCCUCCAGGAAUCCCAAGAUCGUCGUCCCCAUACCCGUCCAUGUCAGCAGGUUCGCCAUCAGAAGUCAGCAUCAGCAGCUGGAGCAGGCCCGGCCCUGA